Messenger RNA from Carlito syrichta (Philippine tarsier), 1875 nucleotides. RefSeq names its product claudin 2 (gene CLDN2). The transcript has 2 exons. Gene Ontology annotation, biological process: bicellular tight junction assembly; calcium-independent cell-cell adhesion. The record is from RefSeq and is a predicted model, not a curated record. Lineage: Eukaryota; Metazoa; Chordata; Mammalia; Primates; Tarsiidae. Gene Ontology annotation, cellular component: plasma membrane; bicellular tight junction. Bases 522 to 1214 code for a protein of 230 amino acids. Gene Ontology annotation, molecular function: structural molecule activity.
CCCAGAGCAAGCUGAUUCUCUAGACUCCCCCUUUCCUGCCUGCACGGCUCAUCAGAAAGGAGCCCCAGCUUUGUUUGAAUCUGAUAGUAGCAUCCCUGGAGUUGAAGCCAGAAGCCAGGCUUUCCAUGAGGAGAUGGGACUACGUGGCCACCCAGGAAAGCUUGCGAGUCAAAGGGCCCUGAAGAGUGACUGCUUCCCUCUCCAACGGCAUGCCUUGUCCUGCUCUGCUUCCUGGGAACUUCAGAAAGCAGACUUUUCUUCCUUUCAAGCUCCUGGGACACUCCCAGGGUCAACACAACAGCAGUCCAGACAAUGAGAAGCCAGGGGCCUGGGCUCACAGUCCUGUCAGGUCUUCUAGAUGCCUUCUUGAGCCUGCGUGUGGCCACCCACAGACACUUUAAGGAGUCAACCUGGCAGAGACACUGUGAGAUGAGGAAUUAAAGCCUAGAUCCAAGGAGCAAUAGCUGAAGCCAGAAGACAAGAAAGUGGGUCCUGAAGACGCUUCUACUGAGAGGUCUACCAUGGCCUCUCUUGGCCUCCAACUUGUGGGCUACAUUCUAGGCCUCCUGGGGCUGUUGGGCACACUGGUUGCCAUGCUGCUCCCCAGCUGGCGAACAAGUUCUUAUGUUGGUGCCAGCAUUGUGACGGCAGUUGGCUUCUCCAAGGGCCUCUGGAUGGAGUGUGCCACACACAGCACAGGCAUCACCCAGUGUGACAUCUACAGUACUCUUUUAGGCUUGCCCGCCGACAUCCAGGCUGCCCAGGCCAUGAUGGUGACGUCCAGUGCAAUCUCCUCACUGGCCUGCAUUAUCUCUGUGGUGGGCAUGAGAUGCACAGUCUUCUGUCAGGAAUCCCGAGCCAAAGACAGAGUGGCAGUAGUGGGCGGCGUCUUCUUCAUCCUUGGAGGCCUCCUGGGCUUCAUUCCUGUUGUCUGGAAUCUUCACGGGAUCCUGCGGGACUUCUACUCACCACUGGUGCCUGACAGCAUGAAAUUUGAGAUUGGAGAGGCUCUUUACUUGGGCAUUAUUUCCUCCCUGUUCUCAAUGGUAGCUGGAAUAAUCCUCUGCUUUUCCUGCCCAUUCCAGAGAAAUCGCUCCAACUACUAUGAUGCCUACCAAGCCCAGCCUCUUGCCACUAGGAGCUCUCCAAGGCCUGGUCAACCUCCCAAAGUCAAGAGUGAGUUCAACUCCUACAGCCUGACAGGGUAUGUGUGAAGAACCAGGGGCCAGAGCUGGGGGGUGGCUGGGUCUGUGAAAACCAGUGGACAGACCCCCCAGGGCCACAGAUGAGGGACAUUGCCACUGGAUUGUGUCAGAAGGUGCUGCUGAGGAUAGACUGACUUUGGCCAUUGGAUUGAGCGAAGGCAGAAACAGGAGCUAGUGUGACUGUAUGUAGGUUGAAUUGCCAAGGAUGCUCGCCACGCCAGUCUUUCUGUUUCCCUCACCUUGUCCUCUCCCAUCCUGAGUCCCCAACCCUCAAUUUGGUACCCCACUCCCCUACCUUUAGCUCGACCCUAGAGGCUCCCUUCACCCUUUGGUUUACCUGGGAAUUCAUCCCAAAACCCACUAAUCACAUCCCACUGACCCUCUAUGAUCAAAGACCCUCUCCCUCUGGCUGAGGUUGGCACUUAGCUCACUGUUGGGGAUAGGGAGAAGGAUAAGUGGUGGCUUUUAUGGGCAUAGUUCUAACCUCCUUCUUAAGCCUCUCUUCAAAGAAACUGAUUGAUCAGUAAUAGGCCCUGGAACCUCCAUCCCACUCUUGUUAUGACUCCACAGUGUCCAGACUGGUUUGUGCAUGAACUGAAAUAAAGCCAUCGCAUGGUAUCCAGGGAAUAGAAAGCAACUGGGUGCAGGAUGAGAAAAUGGGAAGGCAUCC